GUGAUAUAUAAUGGGAUUUCAAAACAGGGUAGUUUCUGUCAUUUAUGUUUAUAUGUUUGUCGCAUAAGGAAGAAUGAAACAAGUUAUUUAUUUCUGAAUAAUGAAAUGGAAAUUAGAAAUUAAAAAAAUAGAAAUCUGUCAGUUUCGUUUUACAAGAUGACUGAUUUGUAAAACGAUAUAAUUAUUGUGCAGUAGUAAAACUGAAUAAAUAACAAACAAGAAUGGGCGAUUUUGAAUCACAGAGGAAACAAAUCCGUGAUUUCAAGCAAGUAAUAAAUGAAACUUUGGGCAUUUACGAACGUAAUGCUGUGCUUUUCAAAGACUUUUUGCGGAAUUUUCCUAUGUGUUCUGACCCGGAUGACGACACGAGGUUGCGACAAGAACUUGACAAUAUACUACCACUUCUAAAUGAUCAGAAGAAAAUCAUCACAGAAACGGAAAAUCUUAUCCUUAGUGCCAAAAACAAGAUAGCCGACUCAAUAAUAGAACUGCGACCAAAGCAAGGAUCACUUGGUGCUCGUAAAAAAAUGCCCUUAGAAAAUGAUUUAAGCCAAGACAGUGCCAUCUUUUCAGCUGAUUCAACAAUUCUUCAAAGAGAGUCUGCUGGUACUCAUCCGUCCGAUGAAAGCAGUCCUACUUCUUCAUUACUAGCCGGUGAACCUAUGGAAAACCAACUCAGCAAUUCGAGUUCUGACGAGGAUUACAACGCCAAACACUAGUGACACACUAUAUACAUGCAUGUCAGAAUCCAUAGACCACACACACUUUUAACUCAAAGUUCACAGAUAUUCGUAUCUUUUUAAAGUGUAAUACAUUUAUAUAAUAAUUAAUAUCUUAUAAUCGAAAUUAUUUUAAAUUAAUGUAAGAAAACGAAAGAUAAAAUCAAUGAAGACUAUUUAUUUUCUGGGCUACGA
Dreissena polymorpha is the source of this 914-nucleotide messenger RNA. RefSeq lists its product as uncharacterized. Lineage: Eukaryota; Metazoa; Mollusca; Bivalvia; Myida; Dreissenidae. The record is from RefSeq and is a predicted model, not a curated record. The transcript has 6 exons. The coding region runs from base 222 to 719 and encodes 165 amino acids.